AUGGCAACGUGGACCUACCUUGCUUCUAUGGAGCUUCUUUCUUCCCAUGAUAUAUUUGUUCCUAAUUACAAAUGCAGCAUCCACCAAAACUCAGUUUGCGUUAUUGCUGGACCCAACUCUCAUAUCUCCCAGGUUAUGGCAGACAUCCUGAGCGUUUACAAAAUUCCACAGCUCACAUAUGGCUCAGCUCCAGUGAUCAGUAACAUGAUUCAUGCAGCUUUCUUUCAUCAGAUGUUUCCAAAUGAGCAUCUCCAGAUUAUGGGGAUCCUCCAGUUGCUGCUACAUUUUAAGUGGACCUGGAUUGGGCUGAUUUGUCAAGCCAAUGAGAUCGGCGAAAGAUUUCUGCGGGAAGUUCUGAUCCUGUUUUCUGAGAAAGGAAUCUGCUUCGCUUACAUCGAAGAGCUUCUAGUAGAAGUUUUUUCCAAUGGAGUGGGAGAAAAAAUGGAUACGUUUCUUAAAAUGUACGAAACCAUUAUGACAAGUUUGUCCAACGUUGUGAUUGUAUAUUGUGAAAACCAGCUCAUGGCUCUUUUCAGAAUGACCUCCGCUGUUUCAGAAUAUUGGGACACAACGGUUGAGCGCAAAGACAAAGUCUGGAUUUUCCCAGCCCAGAUGGAGUAUACUUCAGUUCCAUUUCAAAGAGACUGGAGUAUGGACUUCAUCCAUGGGGCUCUUUCUUUUUCAGCUUCGUCAAAAGAAUUAUUAGGCUUCAAUAGGUUUCUUCAGCUGGGAAACAGCAUUCCAGGAAAGGAAGACACUUUGUCCAGGGUCUUUUGGGAACAAGCAUUUGGAUGUUCUUUCUCACAAGCCACAUUAAACCUCAAGUCCGAGAAAAGGUGCACUGGGGAAGAGAAGCUGGAGACUCUUCCAAUGACUGUCUUUGAAUUGAGCAUGACUGGACAAAGCUACAGUAUCUACAAUGCAGUCUAUGCUGUGGCACGCGCUUUCCAGGCCAUGCUUACAUCCCAUUCCAAACACAGAGCAAGGGCUGGUGGUGAGAAACAGAACCCUCUGAAUCCUCAGGUGUGGCAGGCUCAACCUUUUUCUUUAUGCAAUGAACAUUGCUCCUUGGGGUACAGCAAGAUCAAAAUAGAAGGGAAGCCAUUUUGCUGUUACAAAUGCCUUCGUUGUCCAGAAGGGAAAAUUGCCAAUCAGACAGAUUUAGAUGACUGUUUCCUGUGUCCUGAAGAAAACUAUCCUAACAACGACAGGGCACUUUGCAUUAAAAAGCUCACAACCUUCUUGUCUUAUAAAGAACCCUUGGGAAUCACCUUGACCAGUGUUGCUUACUUCUUUUCCGUCAUCUCAGUUGUGGUGCUGGGGAUCUUCGUUAAACACCAGGAUACUCCCAUUGUCAAAGCCAACAACAGGAGCCUGACUUAUACUCUUCUCCUUGCUCUCCUGUUCUCUUUCCUUUGCAUUUUGCUUUUCCUUGGGCAACCUAACCAAAUAAAAUGUCUCUUGAGACAAGCUGCUUUUGGCAUCCUCUUCUCUGUAGCCCUUUCUUGCAUAUUGGGCAAAACAACCAUAGUGGUUCUUGCUUUCAUGGCCACCAAGCCGGGCUCCAAAAUAAGGAAAUGGGUAGGGAAAAGACUAGCCAACACAAUUGUGUCCUCUUGCUCCCUUGUGCAAGUCAUCAUCUGCAGUGUGUGGCUGGCAAUUUCUCCCCCAUUCCCAGAUUCAGACGUGCAUUCCAUGGCUGAAGAAAUUGUUCUGGAAUGUAAUGAAGGUUCAGCCACCAUGUUUUAUAUUGUUCUAAGCUUUAUGGGAUUCUUGGCCUUUAUCAGUUUCACUGUGGCCUUUCUAGCCAGGAAGCUACCAGAUAGCUUUAAUGAAGCCAAAUUUAUCACCUUCAGCAUGUUUGUUUUUUGUAGCGUCUGGGUGUCAUUUGUUCCCACCUAUCUGAGCACCAAGGGGAAGUACAUGGUAGCCGUGGAGGUCUUCUCCAUUUUGGCUUCUGCAGCAGGACUACUGGGCUGUAUAUUUUUCCCCAAAUGUUACAUUAUUGUUCUGAGGCCUGAUUUGAACAGAAAGGAGCAGCUGAUAAAGUAA
Ahaetulla prasina is the source of this 2052-nucleotide messenger RNA. Its product is annotated as vomeronasal type-2 receptor 26-like. The transcript is spliced from 4 exons. NCBI's taxonomy places the organism in Eukaryota, Metazoa, Chordata, Lepidosauria, Squamata, Colubridae. The record is from RefSeq and is a predicted model, not a curated record. Gene Ontology annotation, biological process: G protein-coupled receptor signaling pathway. Gene Ontology annotation, molecular function: G protein-coupled receptor activity. Bases 1 to 2052 code for a protein of 683 amino acids. Gene Ontology annotation, cellular component: membrane.